This is a messenger RNA of Prorocentrum cordatum, 1758 nucleotides long. Lineage: Eukaryota; Dinophyceae; Prorocentrales; Prorocentraceae. The record is from the annotation of a GenBank genome assembly.
AUGGCGGGCGCCAGCGCCGUCGACCCCGACCGGCAGCUUGCGCAGCGGGAGGGCAUCGCCGCAGCGCUCGGCACUGCCUUCUUCAAGGGGUUCUGCGCCGCCCAGGCUGAGGCCUGGCCCCGCGUUCAUGGGAUUUUUAUUGCGGUCAACGUCGCUGGGCGUUUUGGCUUGGAGUGCGUGCUAGAGGCACAACCGAUCCUUGAUUUGUCAGCAGUGCGCGUGCAGGAACACCAUUGGGCGCAAGUGGAGGGCUGGGAAGCCCGACUUCGCACGAUGAGCUGGGCUGCAAAGGGCCUCCCAGCCAUUGUCACUGGACAGGGCGGCACAACUGGAGGCCUCUUCCACGCGGACCGCGAGCCUGUCGUGCUCGCGCUGCUGGGCGCUGUGGAGAACCUCUGGAGGCCCUGGACUGGUUUCGCCGCCGCGAUUCAUCGGGAGUUCCAGGAGAUCUACCAGGCCCCGGCGAGCAGGGCCGGCAGUGCCUGGGGCGAGGCGCGUGCCGCGUCCGACUAUCACGAGGAAGCCGCCGAGCGAAGGAGAGAUCAGGAGUGGGCGGCCUGGCUUCGCAGGCGCAGCAACGCUGGGGGCGAGGCGUCUGCCCGUCUGCCCUCUGCUUACCCCGCACUCAUGGGCGAGGAGGAGGUCGCCGCCCUUGUCGUGGACAACGGCAGCGGCAUGUGCAAGGCUGGCUUUGCGGGCGACGACGCGCCACGCGCUGUGUUUCCCUCCAUAGUCGGCCGCCCGAAGAUGCCAGGGAUCAUGGUCGGCAUGGACCAGAAGGACAGCUACGUUGGCGACGAGGCUCAGAGCAAGCGUGGUGUCCUUACCCUGAAGUAUCCAAUCGAGCAUGGCAUCGUGACCAAUUGGGACGACAUGGAGAAGAUAUGGCACCACACUUUCUACAACGAGCUCCGCGUUGCUCCGGAGGAGCAUCCCGUGCUUCUCACAGAGGCGCCACUGAACCCCAAGGCGAAUCGCGAGCGCAUGACGCAGAUCAUGUUCGAGACCUUCAACGUGCCUGCGAUGUAUGUCGCGAUCCAGGCAGUUCUCUCGCUGUACGCCUCUGGACGCACCACGGGGAUCGUCAUGGAUUCUGGCGAUGGCGUAUCGCACACUGUGCCCAUCUACGAGGGCUACGCUCUGCCGCACGCGAUCCUGCGCCUGGAUCUGGCAGGGCGUGACCUCACGGAGCACUUGAUGAAGAUCCUUACUGAACGUGGCUAUUCCUUCACAACCACGGCUGAGCGCGAGAUCGUGCGCGACGUCAAGGAGAAACUUUGCUACAUUGCGCUCGAUUUUGACACCGAGAUGAAGGUCGCCACAGAGAGCUCGGACAAGGAGAAGACGUAUGAGCUUCCUGACGGAAAUAUCAUAACUGUCGGUAGCGAGCGCUUCCGUUGCCCCGAGGUUCUCUUCCAGCCCAGCUUCGUGGGCAAGGAAGCCAGUGGCAUUCACGACACGACCUUCCAAUCGAUCAUGAAGUGCGACGUCGACAUUCGGAAAGACCUGUACGCUAACGUUGUGCUGUCUGGUGGCACCACCAUGUUCCCAGGCAUCGGCGAGCGGAUGACCAAGGAACUGUCGGCAUUAGCGCCUUCCACGAUGAAGAUCAAGGUCGUGGCUCCGCCCGAACGCAAGUACUCAGUGUGGAUCGGCGGGUCCAUCCUUUCCUCUCUGAGCACCUUUCAGCAGAUGUGGAUUUCUAAGGGGGAGUAUGACGAGUCUGGCCCCACUAUCGUUCACAGGAAGUGCUUCUGA